Messenger RNA from Ilex paraguariensis (yerba mate), 495 nucleotides. NCBI's taxonomy places the organism in Eukaryota, Viridiplantae, Streptophyta, Magnoliopsida, Aquifoliales, Aquifoliaceae. The record is from the annotation of a GenBank genome assembly.
AUGGCAGAAGCGCCAAACCGGAGCCCAGAAAUAAGGAAGGACACAGUGAACAAUCGGUGGGUGAUAUUCUCUCGGGCGAGAGCUCGUCGGCCGUCCGACUUCAAAUCCAAACCAAACCCAAAUACCACCUCCAACAACAAAUCGGUUUGCCCAUUCUGUAUCGGUCACGAGCACGAAUGUGCACCGGAAAUCUUCCGCGUCCCAGCGGAUUCUGCCUCCUCCGAUUGGAAGAUCAGGGUCAUUCAAAACCUAUACCCAGCUCUAAGUAGAGACAUUGAUCCUCCUCCUACGUACCCUAGUCCUGAGUCUGAUUCUGGGGACGGUGAUGUGAAGGUGAGUGGGUUUGGGUUUCACGAUGUGGUGAUUGAAUCUCCGGUUCACCCGGUUCACUUGUCCGAUCUCUCUCCGGCUGAGGUCGGUGAUGUUUUGCUUGCUUAUAAACAGAGGAUUCUACAGCUUCGGUGUUACGAUUCCAUCAAAUACGUCCAGGAUUAA